This is a messenger RNA of Venustampulla echinocandica, 525 nucleotides long. RefSeq lists its product as uncharacterized. Gene Ontology annotation, biological process: protein insertion into mitochondrial inner membrane. Gene Ontology annotation, molecular function: transmembrane protein transporter activity. Bases 1 to 525 code for a protein of 174 amino acids. The record is from RefSeq and is a predicted model, not a curated record. Gene Ontology annotation, cellular component: TIM22 mitochondrial import inner membrane insertion complex. NCBI's taxonomy places the organism in Eukaryota, Fungi, Ascomycota, Leotiomycetes, Helotiales, Pleuroascaceae. The transcript has 4 exons.
AUGAAUGGACCGGCAUUUAAUCCCUCUGCCGGUGGCGGAGCGGGGUCUGAAAUGGAUGCGCAGACGGUGGCUGCUGUGAAGGCUAUGCAAACUGUUAUGGAAAGCUGUCCUGGGAAAACAGUAAUGUCCGGCGUAAUGGGCUUUGCAUUAGGUGGUGCAUUUGGUCUCUUCAUGGCAUCCAUGCAAUAUGACACGCCUCUCGCCUCCAACCCAAACGCCGCGAACAUAACCUCACUCCCCCUCCGUCAACAGCUAAAACAAGGCUUCAAGGACAUGGGUGCGCGGUCCUUCUCAUCCGCGAAGAAUUUUGGCAAGGUCGGCGCUAUUUUCUCUGGCACAGAAUGCUGUAUCGAGGGCCUCAGAGCGAAGAAUGAUCUUGCGAAUGGUGUUAUGGCGGGUUGUAUUACGGGUGGUGUUUUGGCGGCGCCAGCAGGACCGCAGGCUGCCGCUGUGGGGUGUGCGGGCUUUGCGGCAUUUAGUUUGGCUAUUGAUAGCUACAUGAGGAGGCCGAGUGAUGGGGAUUGA